Molecule: messenger RNA, 291 nt
Organism: Suillus discolor
Lineage: Eukaryota; Fungi; Basidiomycota; Agaricomycetes; Boletales; Suillaceae
Exons: 1
Molecular function (GO): nucleic acid binding; ATP binding
Source: RefSeq, a predicted model, not a curated record
UUAUCGCUCACUGCUCGAGAUACAAUUGAGAAUCUCCCAACGGACUUUACGAGGUCCCUCUCAACGACACAACACCAGCAAAUUCUCGAGGCUUUCUCGCGACUCGAUCUUCUUUCCCAAGAUCACAACGUCCGAUUCGCGAAAUUGUUCCAGCUCAGAUGCCUCAUAUCAUUACUUUCUGCGAAACACGUUGUACUUCGAGCUGCGACAGGCUCUGGAAAGACCCUUGCUACGAUUCUCCCUCUACUCCUUUCUCCCAACAAGACAGCUAUCACUGUCAGUCACCUUUGA